Molecule: messenger RNA, 838 nt
Organism: Micropterus dolomieu (smallmouth bass)
Lineage: Eukaryota; Metazoa; Chordata; Actinopteri; Centrarchiformes; Centrarchidae
Exons: 7
Coding region: 212-838 (208 amino acids)
Source: RefSeq, a predicted model, not a curated record
CUGCGACACACCCACCAACCGAGAAACAAGUAGGACUGCUUCACCGGGCAGAGGGAACAUUCCGUUCAACCCAGAAACCGGAAUAAAACCUAAAUUCAAGUUAGUGAGCUUCAACAUCUCCACCUGAAAAGUGCAGAUGUGCCCUCUGGCUCCCUUGUUUGGUCACAGUCAGUUUUUUUCAGAGAUCCUAAACGACCUCUGACCUCUCUUCAUGACGUCCAUCACCGCAGCCGAAGGAUUAGGGGCCGUGACUCAGAAUGAAAACGCCAUCCCGCUCCAGACUGCUGUCUACGCCCCACUGGCCCCGCCCCCAGCCGCAAAGGCCUCGCCCACCUCCCCAGCAAACAUCGCCAUGAAGGCCGUCUUCCUGAAGCCGCAACCACUGGUCCUCGGGAUUAUUCAGAUCUUGGUCAGCCUGUUGUGUACUGGGAUCAUUCUGGCCAAUAUCAAUAGACUGACCGUAGUUCACGUCGUCUUGUCCCCCUUCCUGAUCACCUCCUUGCCCUCCGGAUCUCUGAAUGCUGUGGUGGCGAAGUGGACGAGACUUGGACUGGUCUGGGCAUCUCUGGUGUUCAACGUGAUCAACGUCAUUCUUAUCUCACUGGGUGUGUGUAUUCUCAUCUUGACAUGGGGGACAUUUAAAUUUUACCAUGUCAUCCUGGGUGUCUUCGCCCUGCAGAUUUCUUUCAGCCUCACUGUCAGUGUUUUCUCUUGCAAAGCCAUCAGUGUCCGCAGACGCUACCGCCCAAUCCUGCACGCCAUGUUUGAAGAGCCAGAGAGGCAGCGUCCCCCGCAGGGUGUGUUUCCUGUUAAAGGUCAUGUGACGGGCAAACUUUAA